Molecule: messenger RNA, 2311 nt
Organism: Osmerus eperlanus (European smelt)
Lineage: Eukaryota; Metazoa; Chordata; Actinopteri; Osmeriformes; Osmeridae
Gene: pipox
Product: pipecolic acid oxidase
Exons: 9
Coding region: 178-1341 (387 amino acids)
Cellular component (GO): peroxisome
Molecular function (GO): sarcosine oxidase activity; L-pipecolate oxidase activity; flavin adenine dinucleotide binding
Source: RefSeq, a predicted model, not a curated record
UCCACAACAGCUAUAUACAAAAUGCCCUCUUGUGGAAACAAAAUGCCCCCACUCCCCCCUCCCACCUGAUUCAUUCUGGAGCCGAGCCAGAGAAGCGAGUAGAGAAGCUAUUUUUGAUCCCCCGCGCCAAGGGAAGCAAAGAAGUUGCAUAUGGCUACUACGAAUUAGACCUCAAACAUGUCACAAGAGUUAUACGAUUGUAUAGUAAUUGGAGCCGGUAUACAGGGUUCUUUUACAUCCUAUCAUCUGGCGAAAAAGAACAAGAAAACUCUCCUACUUGAGCAGUUUCCUCUGCCUCACUCUCGAGGAAGCUCUCAUGGCCAGACACGCGUUAUACGAAAGGCCUAUGAACACGACUUCUACGUCCAUAUGAUGGAGGAGAGCUAUCAGCUCUGGUCCCAGCUGGAGAAAGAAACCAAUGUUCAACUGUACAGACGCACAGGGCUUCUCGUCAUGGGUCCAGAGAACGGGAAGGAGUUCCAGCUCCUCAAGACCACUCUAGAGAGAAACCACGUACCUACUGUGAACCUCCCGGGUGAUGAGUUCAGCAAGCAUAUCCCCCUUGUCAACCUGACCAAGGGAAACGGAGCUCUUGUCGACACCACAGCUGGGGUGCUGUAUGCUGACCGCGCCCUCAAAACUGUGCAGGGCCUUUUUCAGAGAAUGGGUGGCGUCAUAAAGGAUGGCGAGGAGGUGAACGCCAUCAAGCCGGGCUCAGUGGUUACCGUGACGACAGCCAGCGGAACGUACAGUGCAAAGAGCCUGGUGAUCACAGCAGGAUCCUGGGCCAACAACCUGCUCUCCCACACUGGGCUACACCUCCCACUACAGGUGUUUAAAAUCAACGUGUGCUACUGGAAGGAGAAGGUCCCUGGAUCCUACAGCGUCCAGCGCCGCUUCCCUUGCUUCAUUCAAGUUGAGUCCGAAGAGUCCAAUCAUCACAUCUAUGGCUUACCAUCCAAUGAGUACCCAGGGCUAAUGAAGUUGUGCUACCACAUAGGCCCUGAGAUCGAGCCAGAUGAGAGGGACAGACAGACGGACAGAGGGGAUAUUGAUAUCCUGCAGCGCUACGUCGCCCGCUGUUUCCCUGGCCUGGUGCCUGUGCCCGCCGUGGUGGAGAGCUGCAUGUACACGAUGACACCAGACCAGCAUUUCAUACUGGACUCCCAUCCCACCUACAGUAACAUUGUAAUUGGAGCAGGGUUCUCAGGUCAUGGGUUCAAGUUUGGACCGAUUGUGGGGAAGCUGCUAUGUGAGCUCAGCCAAGGUGAAGUGCCUUCUUAUGACCUUUCGCCUUUCAGAAUUAGACGCUUUCAGACUCAUUCCAAAUCUGCUUUGUAGAGUCAGAAUCCAUUUUAAAUUAUCAGUUAUGUCUAGGGUUGCCACCUAGACAUAACUAGGGGGGGGGGAGGGGUAAAAAACAACUUAAAACAUGUUUUCAUAAAAAUACUAAGAUUGAUACAUGGACAUUAUAAAAAGAUAUCUUCUAUUGAAAUCAGUGUGAACAGAUGCGUCUCUCUAUCACAACUCAAGUGGUCAUAUCGUCAUAGCUGUGUUAAUAACCAUAGGCCAACAAAGUUUGACAGUGAGACCACAAAAAAAGGCUUUUAACAUCAGUGGACCAGAAGUAGUAGUGUGCAGUAUUGAAGCAUGUCAAGCCUACUUCCUUUUAGAAGUGUACUUCUUAUUACGCGGGGGGUAUCUGGAGCUGCCUCCGCCAUUCUUUCAAAUCGACUCUCCACCAAGAGACCCGCCCUUCUCUGACUCUGAUUGGCCAUGAACCUGAAAAAAAACUAUCAAACCAACAAUGGCAGCGAGUAUUACCCAAUCAAGGGCAGAAUAGGAUGAGUCUUCCCAGAAUUUGGAUGGGAUGAUUUGCAUGGGAUGCUGCAUUAAAGACAACUCAGAAAAUAUGUGAAAAAACCCGGCCCGUAUUGAUUCCAAACGGGACGCGCUACUUUAUUCUCAAAUAUGGGACGAUUCCAUAUUUUAAGGGACGUGUGGCAACCCUAGUUAUGUCACUACUUUUUGAGGGUAUUAAUCUUAUCUCAGAAAAGUAUAUGCUAAAACUGAAGAUUUGUAUUGGUGUACACCAAAGAUUGGUAAAACGCAAUGCUAUGCAGGGCAAAAUAUAUUCAUUUUAAUGGGCGGGACCGGUCAUUUUCCUAUUUCUUGCUUUUCAUGCAAUAAGUUGUUAACGGGGAUGCUACCACAGGUUCGAACUUGGACCCAUCUUGCUACUCAAACAAGUGCUGUAUGUUUGUUAAUGCCUUCAUCCAUGACAAAUUGUAUUAAACGUAAAUAAAAAUUA